AGUAGUAGACGACGCCGCCGCCGCCCGUCCGACAGUCGCCGUUCUACAUAGCCGGACGUCUGUCGUCGGUCGUCCCAUUCGCGUGUCGCGGUCAGUGCAGUGUGUUCAGUCUUGUUCGAGUGUGCUUGAGCGGUUGUUCUCUUCGCAAUAUUUUCGGCGUCGGGUCGGUCCAGGCCCACAUCGCAGUUUCCGGCGGCCGACUCGCCCGCAACGAGCAGCGGACCGUCACCACCCGUCGUCGGGUUUUCAAAAAUCGGUCCCAUCGCGUCCCGGCGCGGAUGGACUGACACGCUGUGCCGACAUCGCAGCGUAGGCCAUCUGAAGAUAUGGACAGAACAUUAUGGAAGAAUACAAUAACUUCAUAUGCCGGGUGGUUUACUAACUCAUUACGUCGACGAAGAUCUAUAUUAUUUGGACUCAUACUCAGCAUACUUCUUUUCGUAGUAUGUGUACAAUACAAUGCGUCUAAUGAUAUAGGUAUCCAAAACAUCCAAAACACUUUAGUGAUGUCUGAGUUUGAUGCUGACGAACAAGCUUUGAAUAAACACCAAUCACCUGCGCCAAUUUCGGGAACAGUUAGAAAAAUGAAAAAUGAAGAAGACAUUAAUUUCAUUGAAGAACUGCAGCAGCCAGCUCGUAAAAGCCGACGAAUUCAGAUCAAUCCCGAACCACAACAAUCACUACCGUACGUGCCUCCCCAACGUCUAGUACACAUCGAUUUCAAAGGAGCACCGCCCAAGCUGCUUUACCUUCAAAAACUUUUCCCGUUAAUAAAAAGAUUCGGUGGAACAGGUCUUUUACUUGAAUGGGAAGACAUGUUUCCUUGGAGUGGAAAUCUGUCUCCAAUAGCUGCCGGCAAUGCGUAUUCCAAAGCAGAAAUUAGAGAAAUAUUGAAAAUGGCCGCGAUUAACGGAUUGGAAGUAAUCCCCCUAAUACAAACGUUCGGUCACGUAGAGUUUGCAUUGAAAUUACCUGAUUUUGCCCAUCUGAGAGAAGUCCAAGAGUCGCCACAAGCACUCUGUCCAUCGUUUAACGCCUCUAUGAAGUUUGUCGAACAAAUGGUCGACCAAAUUCUCGAGAUUCACGGGAAUGUGAACUACUUACAUAUUGGCUGUGACGAAGUGUUCCACAUGGGAGAAUGUUUCAGGUGCAGAUCGAAAGCCAGAGAAGAGUUGUUCUUAUCUCAUGUUAAGCAAGUGGCUACGUAUGUGCGCACAAAAUCUCCAAACACAAUUCCUAUUAUAUGGGAUGACAUGUUGAGACAUUUACCAGUGGCCACAAUGCAGUCAUACGACAUUGGGAAAUUAGUGGAGCCGAUGGUGUGGGUAUACGCCGAGGACGUGUAUAGAUUUGUUAUGCAGAAUGUUUGGGAAAAAUAUCAAAUUGUUUUCCCGAAUGUGUGGACAGCUAGCGCUUUCAAAGGGGCAUUUGGUGAAACUUUAUACAUUCCAAACGUUAAGAGACAUUUGGAAAACAAUUUGAAUUGGUUACAAUUGAUGUCCAACGAAAAUAGUCGGUUUACAGGUGGUUUCAAAGGAAUUGUCAUAACUGGCUGGCAAAGGUAUGAUCAUUUUGCUGUUCUAUGCGAGGUAUUACCGUCAUCCAUACCAUCGAUGGUCGUUAAUCUUUUGGCUACUACAAAUGGUUACAUGAAUCAGUCGCUGCAAACCGAUUUGAACGAAGGACUCAACUGUGGUAUUUUUGGCCACAACAAUGAAUACGACGGAGAUUUUUUAAACUUAAAUAAUGAUCCCCACCUCUGGGACCAGUUCUCGAGAUGCACAUUUCCCGGAAAUACAUUUUUUAGGUUGUUAUAUAGAUUACAUACCAUUGAAAUAGACUACAAUGAUUUUAUAUUAGUGACCAAAAAGAAUCGUGGAUGGAUGACUAGUUACAACGUAGAACAUGAAUUUUCAUCUCCGCUUCGUGUUGAUGAACUGAUGAAUGAUCAUUCUCGAAUAUAUCGGUCGCUUUUAUCUAUGGUUAGACCUUUUCAGGAAUCGAUGACUGGGAUAUUUGAUAAAUAUACCAUAUCCGAAUGGAUAGAACAAAGAAUUUAUCCAAUGGUUAGAGAACUGGAAAAAAUACACAGUGAGGCACGUGAGCUAAAGUCAAAAAAGACGUGGCCUAAAAGACCACUACCUAUGUUGAAAGAAUUAUUAAGGAUUGGAGUUACUGAACGUGAACUUUCUACACCAUCCAAUGACGGAACGUAAACAUUUGAUUUUUAUUUGACUGUGUUUGUUAUGAACUAGGCGUCAAAAAUAUAUCUUGUAGAUAAAAUUAAUUAAUUCUACAAGUUUAUUUGAGACCUUAAGACAUGGUAUAAGUUGACAAAGUUUCAGGGUUAUGUGUAAACUGCAUUUCAAAAGGGUAUUAUCAUAAUAUAAGUGAUUCUUAGUAAAAUGAUUGAUUAAGUCUGUACCACCAAGUGUUGGGUUUUGGGCUCUAUAGGAUAUGUGCAAUUUAGUAAAACAAUAAAUUAUAUUAAUAAAAAAAAACCUAAUAUGUAAAUAUUUACUGACCAAAAUGUAUAAACUUAAAAUAUAAAACAUGACACAAAACCAGACCAGUUUGUAGUUGGUCCUUGGUCAGGGUGCGCAAAGCUAGAGAGAAUAGACAGUUUAGGAAAAUGCUUCAGAAAUUAAAUGAAGCAAUAAUACUCGGUUGGGGAUUCAAAUCCAUGAGAUUUUACAUAGUAGCACUCAAAACCACAGAGCCACAGGUCACAGUGGUCCAAUAAAUCUAAUCACAAUUCACUACUUUAGUAUGAUAUGUGAGUUGUGCAUAUGGCUUUUGAAAAAUGUGUCUGUCAAACAUAACUUUAUUGAUAUAAGAACUUACAUAAUAAUCUUGUGCCAUGCAACAGUUUUAAUUUAUCUUCUAAAUACUUAUUCAAUCAUCAAGGCUAUAAAAAAUGUAAUUUUUAUUUUUAUUACAUUAAACACUUGUUGAAUAUUUUGUUCAUUUAAAAUUAACUUGAAUAACUUUUUUUGUGUUACUGUAUUAAAAAUUUUAAUAUUAUAAAUACUUAUUGAUUUUUCAAAUUUUACAUUUAAAUAAUAAUUAAUAGCAUUACUUAAAUUUUUAUUUCUUAUUAAAGUACCUAUUGUCUAAUUUUUUUUUAAAGUUUUCUGGUUGAUUUAUUAAUUAUUUUUAUAUUUUGUUACCUAAAUAUAAUGUAUGAAGAAAUAAUUAAUCUAAAUAUUAUGGUUUUUUUUUUUUAUUCAAAGAUUUGUACAUAAUCAUAGGCUGUGUUUUAUUUAUUUUAUACUGUUGUUUCUUUUAAAACAAAUGGGUUGUGCAGAAAAUAUAACAUUAUGACUGAAUAUAACUAGCUAAUUUGUACUUAGAAAAAAAUCAGUCAAAUUACAAUUUUUUAGAUGAAUAGAAAAAACUUAUUUUUAACGUUAAAAUAGUAAAACAAAAAUUAUUAAAUUAAAAUAUCACGCCAAAAAAAUUUGUAUUCAGCACUCCCUUAGUUUUUGUUUUAAAACACCAAAAAUCUCUAUUUCUGUCUGUUUUACAUUUUUAAGUAUAUAUAUAUAUAUAUUUGUCCAUUGUAAAAUAUUUAUUGCUAUUGAAAUUAAAAAUAUUUAUGAAAUAGUUAAUAACUGAAAUAUUGUAUUUAAUGUGAUAAUAAUAAUUAUUAUUUGUUUUUAAGAAUAUUUCUAAUAAAAAAAAAUAUAGGUAAUUAAUAUGUGAUGUAUAUACACUUUCUGUUGUUUCCACAAAAAUACUUUUAAAUUAUUUAUGUUUUAGAUGAUAAGGUUGAUUAUAAUAUGUAGCUAUAAUUAUAUAGUGUACAAUUGUAUUACAGAAAAUGUUCUAUUCAAAUUUUGUAAUAUUCAUCAAUUUAUUUAUUUAUAUACCUAUCCACUUAUUUAAUAUUCAUAACAUUUUAUUACAAGUAUGUUAAUUUAAAGUUUAAACAAUAUUAUGUGACUUAAUAAAAUUAUUUUAUACCACCUAUAUAGUAUUACAUAUUUACUUUUAAUAAUUAUAUUAAAAUAAACUUUAAUUAUGUUGAACUAUUUGUUAUACAUAAUUAUAACUAUAGAAACUUGCUAAUUUAAGUCUUAAUGAGAUAUUCAAAUUAUGAAGUUGUAUUAAUUUUGUAAUAUUAAAAUAAUAUAUAU
Rhopalosiphum padi (bird cherry-oat aphid) is the source of this 4139-nucleotide messenger RNA. Its product is annotated as hexosaminidase D. The transcript is spliced from 6 exons. Gene Ontology annotation, molecular function: hexosaminidase activity. The record is from RefSeq and is a predicted model, not a curated record. Gene Ontology annotation, biological process: carbohydrate metabolic process. Lineage: Eukaryota; Metazoa; Arthropoda; Insecta; Hemiptera; Aphididae. The coding region runs from base 327 to 2216 and encodes 629 amino acids.